UCCGCGAGACAGUAAAAUAUUAAUUAGUGAGUUGACGUCAUAGAAGGACGGCCGUCAGCACGUCAGUUUAACAUUCAUGACCCUCUCCUUUGCCAUAGUAGGAUUAAAAAUGCGCGUCCUGUUCAGUGAGAGAUGGUUAAAGAAGUGCGUCCUUCUCUUUUUGAUGGGAUAUGAGAUGGCUCUCCCAUGUGGAGAAAAAUGGGCAAUGCACUCCCUGUUUUAGUCUCAAUUGCGCAAUUAACUUACUAACCGUACAACCACGCACUUUUACGAACAGUGAAAAUUACAGUCGCAAUAGCAAUUUUACAGUAAUUAAAUUGCAAACCUGUUUUAUAAAAUCUAAUGGAGGACACUCGUGAAGUUGUUGUUGUGACAGGUUUUGGUUCUUUUCGACAAUAUGUGGUGAAUCCAAGUUGGGAGGCAGCUAAGGGUCUUAAGAUGGUGGGGCUUGGAGUCGGCACAGAGGUUUAUAUUAAGGAGAUUCCUGUCAGUUACUCAAAAUGUCAACAAGUUCUUGAUGAAAUCUGGCAGAUGACGCCAAAGUUUGUUAUCCAUUUGGGCACAGCUCCAGGAACCAAAGGGAUCGCAUUGGAGCAAACAGGAAAGAACCACGGUUACAAGGACAGAGAUGUGAGUGGUCUUUACCCUGUUCAUCACUGCUGCAUUAAGGGAGGACCAGAAAAGUUGGAGUCCAUUAUUGACAUGAGACGUCUCAGCAAACAAUUAAAACACAUGGGAUCUGAUGUCAUCUACUCCAGGGAUGCUGGAAGGUACCCGUGUGAUUUUGUGUACUAUUAUUCAUUGUACCACGGGCAGGGAAAGGCUGCUUUGAUCCAUGUGCCUGCCUCAGGCAGCCUGUCAGGCCUGGUACCACAUCUUCAGACCAUCAUCCAGACUCUUUUAUGUCAGAUGGACACCGCUGCUGCAUAAACAACAUUAGGAUAUAUGGGACACACAGAUAUGGAACGUUCUGAAGGGAACUUUCUGCACAAAA
Molecule: messenger RNA, 994 nt
Organism: Triplophysa rosa
Lineage: Eukaryota; Metazoa; Chordata; Actinopteri; Cypriniformes; Nemacheilidae
Gene: pgpep1l
Product: pyroglutamyl-peptidase I like
Exons: 5
Coding region: 343-930 (195 amino acids)
Biological process (GO): proteolysis
Cellular component (GO): cytosol
Molecular function (GO): pyroglutamyl-peptidase activity
Source: RefSeq, a predicted model, not a curated record